Molecule: messenger RNA, 1323 nt
Organism: Trichosporon asahii var. asahii CBS 2479
Lineage: Eukaryota; Fungi; Basidiomycota; Tremellomycetes; Trichosporonales; Trichosporonaceae
Exons: 2
Coding region: 1-1323 (440 amino acids)
Biological process (GO): transmembrane transport
Cellular component (GO): membrane
Molecular function (GO): transmembrane transporter activity
Source: RefSeq, a predicted model, not a curated record
AUGUCUUCAUCAAACCUCAGUGUGGCACCUGCCACCACCCUCAGCCCUGAGGCGCCAACCCCAUCGUCCGACUCGCGCAUAUCCCGCGACUCGACCAAGGUCGACCUGCAAGCGUUCAAGGACUCUUCCAAGUCACUCAAGCUAGAGAAGACGCUCACCCUCGAGCCCGAGUCCGACAUCCCGCCCCUCACCCUCCCGGAAAAGGUCAACAGCGACCUCGCCCUCCCCCGCACCGACUCUGAUGCCACGGCCGCCACCGACGCCUCAGAGGAGCGGAAACGCGGCCUGUCGGCGGGCAAGCGCUGGGGACUGCUCGCCAUCUUCUCCAUGGCCAUGUUCAUCGACAUCUGGUGCUACAGCGCGUUCUUCAUCUUCACGCGCCCCAUCGCCGAGGACCUGCAUAUCCAAUUCACGCAGGAGUCGUGGGUUAUCACGUCUUACGCUGUGACGUUUGCCUCCUUCCUGCUCUUCUGGGGCCGCGUGUCCGACCUCUACUCUGCCAAGCCCGUGUUCACGGGCGGCUUCAUCGCCCUCGGCGUCCUCAACGCCGUCAUCUCCUUCCUGCCUGAGAAGUUCUCCUUCUUCAUCCUCCGCGCUUUCGCUGGUAUUGCCGGCUCUGCGCUCAUCCCCGCCUCGUACCGCCUCAUCGUCCAUGUGUUUCCGAAGGAGCAGCUCGGCGUCGCCUUCACGCUCUACGGCAUGAGCGGCUCCAUCGCCAACGUGACGGGAACGAUUGUGGCCGGUUUCAUUCAGUUCAUCCCCAGCGGACACGGCACCCAGAUGCAGAGUUGGCGUUGGUUCUUCCGUCUUUUGGCGGUUAUGAUCCUGCCCAUGGCGCUUGCGGCGCUCUUCAUGAUCCCGAAGGACGAGGGCGAGGACGCCGACAUGGCGCCGCGCGAGAAGCUCGUCCGCCUCGACGUCCCCGGCUCGUUCCUCAUGCUCUCCGCCAUUGUCCUUCUCACGCUCGGCCUGACCCUGGGCGCGAGCUACGGGUUCAAGACUGCCAAGUUCCUCGUCCCCUUCCUCCUGUCCUGGACGCUGUUCCCCGCCUUCUUCAUCUGGGAAGCCAAGAUCCCCCAGUGCCGCGCCCUCCUGCCCGCCAAGACGUGGAAGAUCCCCAACUUUGCCGUGUUAAUCGUGUUCGCGCUCCAGGUCUACGCCUGGUGGGGUGUCAACUUCCUCGCCCUCGUCGACACGUUCACCAAGGUCCGUGGCGAGCCCGCCAUCAUCGCCGCGGUCCGCCUGCUGCCCCAGGGUGUGCUUGCCCCCGCUGGCCCAUCGCCUUCGGCAUGGUCCUCGGCGUUGUCGGAUAUGUCCUCAUGA